Messenger RNA from Apis laboriosa (Himalayan honeybee), 3139 nucleotides. Its product is annotated as zinc finger protein 800. The transcript is spliced from 9 exons. NCBI's taxonomy places the organism in Eukaryota, Metazoa, Arthropoda, Insecta, Hymenoptera, Apidae. Bases 352 to 3123 code for a protein of 923 amino acids. The record is from RefSeq and is a predicted model, not a curated record.
AAAAAGAAUCAUAAUACUACUCAUAAGAAAUAUUAAAUAACAAGUAAAAAUAUUUAUCCGUGAACUGAAGGUGCUGCCUAGUACCAUUUCUUCAAAGCGGUAGAAUCAAGAACCUCUAGGUUUCGGAAAAAUGGAGGUUGUUACUCAGUGGAAAUUGUGAAUCCAUCUCGUUUAAGAAGAUUUAAAUCGCGUGAUUUUUUCAUAGAAUAAGAAAUUCUUAAUAUAUUUUCUUGAUUCCUGAUAUUUUAUUUUCUUUAUAAAUCCGAAAUGUAAAAAAUCAAAACCGAUUUUUACGUAGUAAAAUGCAGGAGAGACGGUACAUCUCUAUUUUUUAACAAGAUAAUACAUUGGAUGUAUAAUAUUCAGUACAAAAUGAAAUCAAUGAAAGCAAAGACAAAAGCUAAAAAACCAAAUGGAAAAUUUGGGAAAGUUAAAUUUCCUUCCAAAGAAAUUACUCAUACAGAUCAAGAUUUAUCACAACUAUAUCCACCAAUAGACACAAGUAUUUCAACUCUAUAUCGUUUGAGCAAAAUUUUAGAAAAUGGCAGUGAUGAAGUUAAAUCCAUUCUAACAUAUGAAUGUGAUUUGUUAUAUGAAUGUCGUGUAUGUCGCAGUCUCUUUAGAAGUUUAAUUAAUUUUAUUUCUCAUAAACGUGUCUACUGUAAACAAAAAUUUGAUGUUACAUUUGCCAAGAAAUCUUCCAAUGAUUAUGAUAUAACUUCUACGAGUAAAUCAGAUAUACAAAAAUCACAAAAAUUAUUUGAAGAGAGUUGUGGAAAUGAUAGAAUUUUAAGAAGCCAAGUGUGUAAAGAAGUGCAGAAGAAAGAUCUUACUACGGUUGUUAAUAUGUUACAAAAAAAGCAAAUAGAAAAUUUGCAAACAAAUACAGAACAGUUGUGUUUAGAAAUUAUACAUUCAAAUUCAUCAGCAGUUUAUCAAACUGUCGAAUCAGUUACUCCAAGUAAAAAUCAUACAGAUUUAAUGAAAGCACAGAUAAUGGAAUUAAAGGAUACAAAUGAGCAAACUGCAGUGUUAGGUGUGAAUGGACGAGUUUUACAAUCUAAUAAAAAAUUGAAUAAUAAUAAUACAACUCAAAUUCAUAAUAAUACAGAAAUUGGUAGCAUUCGUGAGAAUGAACUUAUAUGUCGUAUAUGUUAUGCGAAAUUUUCAACAAAAAAAACAUUAACAGUUCAUACAAGGACACUACACACAUCUCAUAGAUUAUGUUACCCUUGUCCUUGUUGUUCUAGUACAUUUGCAAAUACUUGGAGUGUUUAUAGACAUCUUUUUAAAGUUCAUAGAAAAUCUAAUGAACAAGUACGGAAACUUAGACCACAAAUACAAGAGAAAGCAUUUAUUAAGGAUACUACAGCUGCUGAAGAUUUACAAAAAGAAGAUGCUAGUAAAACUUUAAUAAAUAAUGCAGUAAGAGUUAAUGAAACACAGGAAUGGAUAGAUCAUUUAGAAUCUGACACAGAACUACAAAGAUGUGGAGGUUGUGGAAAAAGAUUUGAUAGAAAAGCAGCUUUAUCAGCUCAUUUGACAUAUUGUCAUAGACGUGUUGCAGCAUAUGAAAAUAUAACUAAAAUUAAAAAGAUAAAUAAAGUUUCAUCAGAUUGUACUUCAAAUGAAAAUAUAAUUAUUAAUUCAGAAACUCAAGAAAAUAAAGCACAAGUUUCUACACAAAUUAAUAAUACUAAUGAAACAUCUAUUCGUGUGGAAGCAAUUGCUAGUUUAAGUAAAGCAGAUUGGGAUAUGUUGGGAAAUGAAGAAUUAAUUUCACAAAAUAAAUCUAAUGAAAAUGUUCUCACAAAUGGCAUUCAAAAAAAUGUAGAGGACAAUCAUUCUUCUGCAAGUGAUAUUUCUGAUCCUUUAGAAAUUCUAUAUACAAAUAUAAAUAAACAUAAUGAAAUAAAAAAAGGAAGUAAAAAACGAAAGAAUAAGGAUAGUAUAAAGAGAGUGAAUAAUGCUGCAGAAAAUAUUACAAAAGACAUAUCUGUAGAAAUAAAUAUGGAGCACAAUGUAGAAGAAAAAUUAGAUCAUAUAUUAUCUAUGGAGAAAAAAAUAACUUCGAUAGUAGAUUUUCAAAAGCUUCAGUGCCUUCCAUGUAAACGAAAAUUUCCUUCAGUAAAUAAUCUAAGAAGACAUGCUGCCAUUCAUAUUGGUUGGAAUCGCUAUCAAUGUAAACUUUGUGACUAUAAAUGUUUUGAUAAAUGUGAUUGCAUAGCACAUUGCAAUAAAAUACAUAAUGCUCAAAAUAAUCGUGCUCUUAUAGAAGAAAUGAUAAUUCAAAUUCUAGAUGAUCAAUAUACAUGUGAUCAAAAUAUUAUAUCAGAUGUAACAAAUUUAGAAGAAAAAAUUGAUAUUCCAAAAGUUGUAGAAGUUAAUAUUUGUGUUGAACAUGUGAAACCAGAAAUUCAAAUUGAAGAAAAAAAUAUAAAUAUAACAGAAAUAGAAAUAAUUGAUAAAAAUAAUAUGGAACCAGAAGUUCAAGUGGAAGAGAAAAGUAUAAAUUUAAUAGAAACAGAAGUGAUUGAUAAAAGUUCAAUAACUUGUUGUGAAAAUGUAGAAACUCAAGAAACUUCGAAUAAUGAUAUUAAAGGACAAAAUACAUUAAGUCUAGAUCCUGAUCUUCGAAGAAUGGUAAUGGAAGUUAUUUUUGGAUCUUCUGAGAUUCAUUCUACAAAAGCAGAUAUAAAAGAAAGUAUAUCUUCAGAAAAUUCUGAUUUAAAAGUAUUGAAUACAGAGGAUAUUGAAGUACAAGGUCAAAAUUCUAUAAAGGAAAACGACAUUAAAUGCCUACAAGAUUCAAAACCUCAACGCCCAAUUCGUAAUAAAAUAAAACCUUUAAAUAAAGAUUUUAUCUAUGACUUAAAAGAAGUCGCAUAUCGCAAAGAUUCUUUAAUUAUGAAAUCUUUUAAUAAAUCACUUAAUAAAAAAUCUCCAGUACAAGAAGAAGAUAAUUUGGAAAAAGAUUUAGAACAACCGUCCAAACGUUUUAAAUCCAUAGAAAAUGAUGAAAUAUUAAUUCUUUGUGAAAAUAAUACUAUCGUAGACAGAUGUGAGAUUAGUCUAGAUAGAGAUUUAAAAAAUAAUUUUUCUUUUUCUCAGUGCCACAAUUAAUUAUUAAAAACUUCAA